AUGAUUUUUGGAUAUUCGAUUAGUGGGAAGAUAGAUUUGGCGCAAGCUUCUUUUGAUAUGAUGCCUGAGAAAGAUGUGAUUUCGUGGAAUUCUCUGAUAUCUGGGUACUUACAGAAUGGGAAUUAUUUAAAGGCAGUUGAGAUUUUUGCAGCAAUGAGGAGAGAGGGUGUUUUUUACGAUGAGACCACUUUUGCUGUUGUUUUAAGAGCAUGUUCAGGUUUAGAAGAUAAUGUUUUGGGGGUUCAGGGACAGAAGAUUGGCAGCAAGAACUGCAUCCUGCAUAUGCGGUCUCCUGUUUUUGAGACAUUCUACAAAGUUGAGUUUGAGAGCCUUUUCCAGUAUAUUAAAAUCCUAUUGGUUCUCCCUCCAAUUUGGAGGAAGUUUGACUUGGAUUAUCUUGGUCCAGUUCAGAUUUUUGGUCAAUCCUAUGCUCAUUUACAAGUUAAUGAGCCAAUGGAAGUUAAUGAUGCUUGGUGGCGUGUGAUUAACACUUGA
Molecule: messenger RNA, 495 nt
Organism: Fraxinus pennsylvanica
Lineage: Eukaryota; Viridiplantae; Streptophyta; Magnoliopsida; Lamiales; Oleaceae
Source: the annotation of a GenBank genome assembly